AUGGGAAUGAUCCGUCCCCGGAGAAGCCACCGCCUUCGCCCGCGCCGCUGCCCACCCCGCAGCCCGCCCCUCAGCCCUCGCCAUGAGGCUCUGUUGAUCUACUUGGCCGGAGGGCCACCCCCGGAAAACCUGUUACCCAUGCUUCCAGCCAUGGCCCCUGCGCCUCCGCCCAUGGCCGCUGCGCCUCCUCCCGUGCCUCCUGCGCCUCCAGUGGCGGUGCUGGGGCCCAUCUCCCAAGUGCGCCAGAAUUACCAUGCCCACUGCGAGGCCUCUAUCAACAAACAGAUCAACCUGGAGCUGCACGCCUCCUACGUGUACACGUCCAUUGCCUUCUACUUCGACCGCCAGGACCAGGCCUUGCAGCACUUCGCUGCCUUCUUCCUGUGGCAGUCCAGGGAGGAGUGGGAGCAAGCCCAGGCAUUGAUGAGGCUGCAGAACCGGCGAGGGGGGCGGAUCCGCCUGCGAGAUAUCAGGAGGCCUGACCACAACCGGUGGGAGAGCGGCCUGAAAGCCAUGAAAACCGCCUUGCACAUGGAGAGGAUGGUGAACCAGAGCCUGCUCCGUCUGCACCAGCUGGCCACCAGCAAGAACGACGCCCACCUGUGCGACUUCCUGGAGCACCACUACCUGCGCCAGGAGGUGAAGUUCAUCUACAAUGUGGGAGCCAAUAUCAGCGACCUGCGCAAGCUGGGAGCCCCGACCUCCAGCCUGGCGGAGUACCUCUUCGACGCGCUCACCCUGAAUGCCAGCAAGAAGAACUGA
Eptesicus fuscus (big brown bat) is the source of this 762-nucleotide messenger RNA. Its product is annotated as ferritin heavy chain-like. The coding region runs from base 1 to 762 and encodes 253 amino acids. The transcript has a single exon. Gene Ontology annotation, molecular function: ferrous iron binding; ferric iron binding. Gene Ontology annotation, cellular component: cytoplasm. Gene Ontology annotation, biological process: iron ion transport; intracellular iron ion homeostasis. The record is from RefSeq and is a predicted model, not a curated record. Lineage: Eukaryota; Metazoa; Chordata; Mammalia; Chiroptera; Vespertilionidae.